Molecule: messenger RNA, 3032 nt
Organism: Lemur catta (Ring-tailed lemur)
Lineage: Eukaryota; Metazoa; Chordata; Mammalia; Primates; Lemuridae
Product: ankyrin repeat domain-containing protein 26-like
Exons: 14
Coding region: 39-2372 (777 amino acids)
Source: RefSeq, a predicted model, not a curated record
UAAAGGUUGAAGAAAAGGAGAAGCACAAAAGCAAUAAAAUGGCAGCAUCAGAAAACCUAUGUGAUGGUGCUGGUGAUGACAGUGACAAUGACGCAUUACUUCAAGAAAGAAAGAGUAGAAAAACUGACAGUUGGCAAUUUCCUAGGAUGGAGAAUGAAGUGUGUGAUAGGCCUGCAAAGAAAACACCUAAUGAAAAGAACAAGGUGAAAGAACAAAUACAGUCUAUGAGUGACCAUGAUGACUUAACUUGGUCAUCUGCAACAGCCCCAGAGGAUUAUUUUGUUAUCCUAUUGAAAAUGCAAGAUGCCAUUCUUUCCCAGCAAAGAUUAGUAGAACUUAAAAGCAAUGAGUGUGAAAGACUCACAAUAAAAAUUGGAAAAAUGGAAAACGAGGUUAGCGUUCUGCAAGAUGAGCUCUAUGAAGCCAAAAAAAUAAUGUCACAGUUAAAUUAUGAAAAAGCCGUAUGGGAAUGUGAACUCUCUACUUUGAGAUGUACCUUAAAAGAAGAAGGAGAGAAGAGAAGAAAUGCUGAUCUGUUAUAUGAAAACACUCGAGAAGAGAUAAGAAAAAAGGAAGAGGAAUGCAGGAAAGAAGUUGAAAUGAAACAACAAGCUGAAGAGUCUGUCAAAACACUGAAUGCAGAAAUGAAUAUAUUAAGAAACUAUUUGUCUGAGCUUGCAGAAAAGUACAACGAGAGUCAGAGGCAGCUAUAUGGAGAGCGGAAUGCCAGACAAUUACAAGGUUGGAUUCUGGCCAAUCAACUUUACACACAAACUGAAACAGAAAUGACUCUGAGGGAAAUGGAAUCUCAGAUUUGUCAGAGUUAUGAAAAAGAACGAUUUCUUAUGUGUACAAAUGACAUGUUGCAUGAAGAAAUAGCCAUGCUACAAAUGGAAAUAGCCACAAUAAAAUAUCAGAAUGAGGAAAAAGAAAAUAAGUAUAUCAACCACAUUAAAAUUGUGGACGAAGUGAAUGAGAACCUUCAAAUGACCAUGAAAAAGAAUGUGGAAAAGUUAACAGACACAGUAUCUCAGUAUAGUGACCAGCUUAAUGCUCUGGCAUGUGAGAAUGCCUUGCUAAAUGCUCAACUACAAAAUGAAAAAGAGAGCAAGGAACAACUGCAAGCAGAACUUGAAUCCUGCAGUUCUAGACUGACUGCUGCAAUACAUGAUCAAUACGUUGAUCAAAUUCUGAUGUCAGGAAGAGACGUCGAAAUGUCUUUCCAGAGAGCAGGACAUGAGUGGUUUUGCUUACGGAAUGAAAUAAAUGUACCUGUGUCUGAUCUCAAAGAAAACCAUGAGAUUUUUGGUCAAAACUGUUCUAAGGCUCAAAGUCAAAUUGGUAGCCUGGAAGAUGAGCUCCAUAGCACAAGAAAUGUUCUGAGAAAUAAGACUCUGUCUUUGGAAUGUGUCCAAAGACACCUCUACCAAACAGAAUGUCAAAUGGAAAAGAUCAAUCAAAUGUAUGAAAAUGAACAAUAUCACGUGAAGAAAUACAUUGGACAACAGGAAUAUCUAGAGAAGAGAAUAUCUGAACUAGAAAGAGGAAAUAUGUUGCUUCGAGAGCAACUGGUGUACGCUCACAGCAGAGCAGAGCAUAAAGAGGAGACACUGAUGAAUAUGCGAGAGCAAUUUCAAGAUACUGUGAAAAACCUUCUAGCUGAGAACGGAAAGCAAACCCGUCUGCUAGAAGAUAGAAGUAAGCAGUUAAUCGGUGAAUGCAAUCAGUUGAAAGAAAGGCUGUAUCAAAAUGAAAAAGGGAAACCAGAAGAAGCACAAGCAGCAUCGGAAGAAUACAGACGACAGUUGAGAGAGAAUCAUCUGGCUGCAGUAAGCAGUCAGAGGGAAUUCAGAAUGAAUAAUCUUGAAUCCCAAAUCUCCAAUAUGACAACUGCUCCAGAAGAUUUUCAUUGUAUUGAACUGGAAAAAUAUAAACACUUCUAUCAAUUAGAGUUAGAAGACAGAAAAUACUUGCCAAAGAAACUAAAAAUAGCUACUGAGAGGCCAGCAGCGUUCAGUAGCAGUCUUGUUGCAGAGACACAGGAGACCAGAAGUUUCUCUGGCCCUUGUACAAUGAGCACAGAGUCGGCUUCUGCUGGAACUGUUGUUGAUGGGUUAGGUCUUCACAGAGAAUUUCCUGGAAGAGAAUACUCACUGUUUUCUUCUUCCUGCCCAUGGACUUUAGAUACCAGCUUGAAGAAUAACUUGAGUGAGAUGCAGCAGGAGUUGGAAGAAAUAACUUCAGGACUAGAAGUAGCACCACAGGAUUUUUGCGCUUUCAAUGUGGUGAAGUUGAACACUAUAAGUGAGAGAUUGAAGAAAGCACAAGAAAGGCACAAGCAGCAUCUGAAGAAUACAGAGAACUUCACUUAGAAGUCAGAUGGAACUCAGAAUGAAAGAUCUUGAAUCUGAAGUCUCCAACAGGAAAACUUCUUGAGAAGUCUUUCAUUAUAUUGAAUUGGGAAAAUACAAGCACCUCUAUCAAUUAGACUUGGAAGCUAGAAAAUACUUGUCAAACAAAAUUAAAAAUCUUCACAGAACUACUGAGAGACUAGCAGCAUUCAGUAGCAAUCUUUUUGUGGAGACAGGAGACCAGAACUUUCUUUACCACUCAUGGACAGUCCUAUAGUCACCUCCUGGUGGCAAUCUUAAUAAUGGUUUAGGUCUUCACAGAGAAUUUACUUCAAAAGAAUACUCAACGUUCUCUUUUUCCUGCCCAUGGACUUCACAUACCGGCAUGAAGAACAACUUGAGUGAGAUGCUGCUGGAUAUUCUCCUGUGGAAGAGCUUCUUCUCUAGAUUCACUGAUGAGUCAAAUCUAAAUGAAGACAUUCUUUAGAAAGCAUCAUGGAAAUAUGUGCCAAUUUUUUUUUAAAAAAAAUAUACAAUGUGAAAGACUUUUAAGUAGGUCUUGCAAAUGAAAGCCAGUUUUACAUCCUCAGACUGCCAAAAUGUUAGCUGUUUAUAAUUUUAAUUUUAAGCACUGAUUUAUAUGACUCUUUCUUCUUGGAGAAAUAAAAUUUGCCUAAGGCU